Rana temporaria (common frog) is the source of this 1638-nucleotide messenger RNA. RefSeq names its product protein phosphatase 1 regulatory subunit 7 (gene PPP1R7). The record is from RefSeq and is a predicted model, not a curated record. Bases 251 to 1288 code for a protein of 345 amino acids. NCBI's taxonomy places the organism in Eukaryota, Metazoa, Chordata, Amphibia, Anura, Ranidae. Gene Ontology annotation, molecular function: protein binding. The transcript is spliced from 10 exons.
AAAAUCCUUCCCAGCCGCACUUACUGGACUUCAAUAGAGGAAUCCGCCCGUCUUCCCCAUAGUGCGUAGCCCACAGGGUAUCUAUCUAUACAAUCGUCUCCGCUCGCUUUGACAUUAAAACACUACAAUUCCCGGCAGGCACUUGGCUCGCGCAUGCGUACAAGACCUCCCCCAGCAGUUUCUUCUAUUGGCUGGUGUGCGGCGGCCUAUGAUUGGCGGAGGCUUCCGGAACUAGGAGAGAAGCAAUACAAUGGCGUAUGGCGGGGGAGAGGUGCAAGACAUGGAAGUGGAUAAACGUAGAGAGUCUGAUGAAUCUGCAGAUGAUGACCUAAAGGAGAAGCACGCUGUUCAAGAUGCUGAAGUGCAGAAUGACGAAGAAGGAGCAGGUGACUCGGAGGCACCAGUAACCAUUGAUACUAUCAACCUGGACCCUGAAGCUGAGGAGGUUGACUUAAACCACAUGCGAAUAGGAAAUAUUCAGGGAUUUGAGGUGCUCAAAAAAGUAAAGACCCUGUGCCUGCGACAGAACCUAAUAAAGGUGAUUGAGACCUUGGAACAGUUGGUGACAUUGAAUGAAUUGGACCUAUAUGACAAUCAAAUCCGUGUUAUACAGAACCUGGAGAACCUGAGUCAACUCCAAAUUCUGGACCUAUCGUUUAAUCUUCUAAAGCGCAUUGAAGGUCUAGAGUCAUUGACUCAGUUGCAGCGCCUCUAUUUGGUAAAUAACAAGAUUAGCCGAAUUGAGACUCUCGGCAGUUUAACAAAGCUCCGUUUGCUAGAACUGGGUUCAAACCGUAUCCGGGAGAUUGAGAAUCUGGAUACAUUAAGUGAUCUGGACAGCCUUUUUCUUGGUAAAAACAAAAUCACCAAAUUGCAGAACAUGGAAGCUCUAAGUAACCUCACUGUACUGAGCGUACAGAGUAAUCGCCUUACAAAGAUUGAAGGUUUGCAGAGUCUUGUGAAUCUGCGUGAGCUCUACCUAAGUGACAACGGCAUCCAAGUUUUAGAGGGUCUGGAGAACAAUACCAAGCUCACUACAUUGGAUGUUGCUUCUAAUAGAAUAAAGAGAAUUGAAAAUAUCAGGCAUUUGACAGAACUCCAAGAAUUCUGGAUGAAUGACAACUUGGUGGAUAAUUGGGCAGACUUAGAAGAAUUGAGCGGUGCCCAAGGUUUGCAGACUGUGUAUCUAGAAAGGAACCCUCUGCAGAAAGAUAACCAAUACAGGCGCAAAAUUAUGCUGGCGCUGCCAUGUGUCCGCCAGAUUGAUGCAACUUUUGUGCGAUUCUGAGUUGAUUUGAGGGCAUUAAGCCGCCUCGCUCCUAUUGUAGCAGCACAGUGCAAAUGCAUUCUGUCAUACAACAUUCGUCUUUUGUGUGAUAUGCCAUUGUAUUGCCAUCUAAUCACUCCAUCGCACUCUUAAUUUUCUUGUGCACUGCAUGAUUCUCUUGCAUCAAAGUUUAUGUUCUUUGCUCAUUCUGUUACCUUCCAAAACAAUACUACUGCUUGUCACUGAACUGUCUUCCUCAAAGACCAACAUUUACAGAAUGAGUUGAAAUCGCCUCUUUUAUGAUGGUGUCACAUUACAGUAUUUAUUUCUGGACAGUAGUUUAAUGGUUAAUAAAGUUUUUAUCCUCAGCA